Molecule: messenger RNA, 3241 nt
Organism: Grus americana (Whooping crane)
Lineage: Eukaryota; Metazoa; Chordata; Aves; Gruiformes; Gruidae
Gene: MISP
Product: mitotic spindle positioning
Exons: 5
Coding region: 279-2669 (796 amino acids)
Source: RefSeq, a predicted model, not a curated record
CUUAUCAGGGCUCCGCAGCCCCAGCAGCCCCACCGGCCCCCACGCCCUGUCACUGCCCGCCCAGCCACUCCCUGGCAGACACGGCUCAGCUGGGUGCCCUGCGCAGCCUCGCUGGGGCAUGGGGACCCCCGCCCCGACGGCUCCUCUAGACAGAACAGCCAAGUUCUGCUCCUCAUCCUCACGUGAGCCAGGAGCCUGAAGGGCGACCUCGAAGCUGAGCGGCAUCCCCAGUCCAGGGCAAGGUUGGUAGAGGGUUGAAUGCUGACUCUUCCCAGGAGAUGGACAGAGUCACCCGGCACCUGGUCUUCCAGCUCCCGCAGACCUCACACAAGCACGACUAUAACGAUGCUCACCAAGCCGGCUGGUUUGCAGAGCAGAGGAUCGACGGCGAUGACGACGUGUUUGGCUCCACUCAACACAGCAGCCAGAGGGUGGAAAACGGCUAUGGCUGGAAAAAGAGGGCAAAGUCAGUCUCAUGUUUCCUGGAUGGUGAAAAAGAUGUCUGGACUCCAUCCCCAGACAGAGAGUCCAAGCUGGAGGUGGUGAGGUCAGAAAGCCUGUAUGAUCUCAGGGCUUACAAAGGUGAGAGGAAGCCCUCGAAGCUUUAUGAUGAGGAUGAGCAGGAACGGUACAGGGUCCCUCCACCGAACAUCUCACCCGAGAAAGCCAGGGAGCUUGAGGAUGAGAGAAGGGAGAUCAUUCGGAGCCAGGUGGUGAGGAAGAGCUCCACCGUGGCCGAGAGGUGGAGCUCCAUGGAUGAGCUGAGCUCUAUAAGUGCUGGCACAGGCGGCCAGGGUGAAGGCAGGCACGUGGGCAGCUUCUCCACCAGCUUCGGCAUUUGCUUUGACAAGCCUUCCUCAGGGAGGGCAGUGACGUCUGUCGACCCUGAAAAUAUCGACACGGAGCAGAUUGACUUCUCCACUGCCCGGCAGCAGUUCCUGAUGCUGGAAAAGACUAACCCAGGCUCUUUCUUCAGCCCAGGGCAACAGGCCAUGUCUCCAAAUCCAGAGUCAAUGACAAAGAUCUCUAGGCAAGAGUGGUCCAGUCCUGAGAUGGCCAUGAAGGCUGGAAGAGAUUACGGUAAUGCCGGUGCAUCCAGCCAGAGCAGGAUGGACAAGACCAUUUAUCAGGUUUCUAGUGUGUCCUACAAGACACCGGUGAAGGAGGAGGUUUAUGCUCCCAGAAGGGCUGAUAUUGAAAGGUCACACCCCACUGGGAAAACAUCCAGCUUAACUAAAGCAUCUUCCAGAGAGGACUUGGACUCCGGCUCAGGUGAGAUGUAUAACAAAGCCACAAACACCAGCAACGGAAGCGCAUCCAAUGAGAUCUUCAAUGGCCUUGGGGAUCCGAGGGCCAGCAGCCUGGACAAGGAUAUGAAGAUCAGCAACGAGACGCCCAUCGAGCGGGAGAUCCGCAUGGCGAUGGAGAGGGAGGAGAACCUCUAUAAGGAGAGGGGGAUCCAGCGCCUGACCUCCAGCAGCGAGCUGGUAGAGAUCCAGACCAAGCCUCUCCUCUCCAUACAUACCUCUCCGGGCCCAGGCAGGAAAGGGAAGGACAAAGGCCGCGCUUCCCUUUACGUCCAGAGGGAAAUCGAGCAGGAAACCAAGCGUGAGGAAGAUCUGAAGAGGCAAGGGAGGCUGCUGGGGACGUACGACAGGGGGACGCAGCAGGAGCUGGACGAGCGCAGGAGGGUGUUCGAGCAGGAGGAAGCCCCCCCGCAGAAGCCCACCCCCACGAGGAAGGCAGACGAGCGGAGGAGCUGGGUUAAUGAGUUUGCGGUGGAGCAGCCCACGAGCCGCAGCCCCCACCCCGCAGAAGACACCAGGGGUGGGAGAACCCUUCCCAGCUACGCAGUGAACAUCACACACUUGCAGGCAUCCCAGCCGCGCUUUGCCGCCAGCGAGAAGAGCCGGGACCAGCCUCUGGUGUCCCAGCACGUUUCCGCCAGCGCCAGCAAAUGGAGGAGUGAGGAUUCCUGGGGAGGAAGGCUUCCCAGCUCCACCCUGAGCCCCGCCGGCACGGCUGUCCUGCCCAGAGAGUAUUUCUCCUUCUCCUUCUGGAAGCCCAAGAUCUCCUUCGUGGACAACAUGGGGACGCAGAACCCGCUAAGGAGGGAGGACGGCCGGGAGGAGCAGUACAAGGUGAGGACCUGGAAGCCCCAGACGUCGUCGCUGAUCGAGGAGGAGAUCCGGAGCGACUUGCAGAGGGAAGAGGAGCUGCAGGAGCAGCGGCGGCGGCGGCAGAUGAUAGACGGCUACUCCCUGGUUGGCAGCGAUGGCUUUCCCCAGGAGGGCUCCCACUCACGGCACAGCUCUGCUCUUUCUCUUGAAGCUGCCUCAGGUGUCAGCGGCAGCUACUCGGUGUCUGCGUCUCCCGUCUCCACUCCUACCUCGCACCAGGCAGGAGUCAUGGGACUGGUGUCGUCCUUCACCCCGCUGAGAGUGGCCGGUCCCUCCCAGGGCAGCAUGGAGACCCUCACCUCCGACUCGGCUCGUUCCAGCCCCUUCGAGGAGCGGAGGAGGAGGGUGAAGGAGGAUGGAAAGUACGCAGGCAUUGAACCUGUGGACAAGAUCAACACGGAGGUUGUGGAAAGCACCAGAGUGAUUCGGCACAAGAGUGCCAUGGCCCAGCGCUGGGAGGCAGGGCAGUACGUCAGGGACGAUGACUGAGGGGGCUGUCGGGGCCGGGGAGGGAUCCGGCCACCAGACUUCGCCGUGUACUUGCCCUGCUUGGGAUCAGCUGAUGCGCAAUUGAAAUUCCUGAUCAGUUCAGCUCCUGGUUAUCAUGAGAAUCAGAGACUUGUACAUUGCAAAUCGCAUCCAUUUUUAAUAUAACAGAUGAUCCUUCCAAUGCAUUUAAUGCUCAUUCGUUCCCCCCCUCCCUUUGAGGUAAUACUUUUUAUUUCUCGAGAGGGGAAAAAAUUGGAUCACUUUCUUUUAAUCACUUCUGCAAGGAGACAGCCAGGUGAAAUCAUACGGUAAUUUAACUUCUUUCUCAUUGGAAGCUGUGUCUCCGGCUUACAAAAAAGCUGUUUUGUUUCUAAGUGGUUUUAGGUUUUUAGGUACCACAACAUCAGGAGGGUACCUAGACUGAUGUGUACCUUCGGAUCAGUGUCUGCAUCAAACCGGGAAAUCAACGUUUCUGCUUAACUUCUGUGAUCUGCUGAGAUGUGGCAAUAUAAUAUACAUAUAUAUAUAAGCGCUGUUUAUUUUGCUAAUUUAUUAAAGAGAUAUUGCUCUCC